Molecule: messenger RNA, 498 nt
Organism: Phytophthora nicotianae INRA-310
Lineage: Eukaryota; Oomycota; Peronosporomycetes; Peronosporales; Peronosporaceae
Exons: 1
Coding region: 1-498 (165 amino acids)
Source: RefSeq, a predicted model, not a curated record
AUGCGCCUAUUCUACGUGGUGUUGCUCACUAUGAGCACUUUACUUCUUAGCUGUGGCUCUGCUUUGGCUACUGAUGGCAAUGAGGGAACGCGGUCCCCGAACGUGGGGCACUCUAUUAACUGUGGUCCCACCAAUAAUGCCAAUAGAAUGCUGCGAGUCAGCAAGGAGACCGGAGAUGGAGAGAAUGUUGCUGCUGAGGAAGAGAGAGCUGGUCAAGGGCUUCUUAACAAGUUUCUCGGGAGAAAUGACCUCACAAAGAAGACAUUAUCCAGAAUGAUGAAGGACGAAGCGUUCAAACGGAACAUGUUCAAGAAUUGGGACAAGCACCGGCAGAGCGUCGGCAAGAUCCGAGAAAAAAUGUUUCUUAAGCUCAACCCGCGCUACAAAAAGCUCCUGUUGGAAUAUCUGAACGAAUACAAGCGCACAGCCCCAAAACUGAAAAAGUUCAAGCCGCGCAAGCCAUCGACCGGUUAUCGGGUUCGUUUCGCCGAGGCUUAA